AUGUUUGUAAGUAUUUUACUAUUUUAUGUAGAAUAUGCUUUCGCAUAAAGUAUUACUCUUGUUGACAAUUUUCAGAAUUCUUGGGUGAUCUAUAGCGAGGAAUAAAAAUAUAAUGAUUAAUUUCAUUGGGAUGAUACUUCCUGUUGUACACCUCCACAAUUAGAAAUUAUUAAUGCCACAUCAAUCUCUAAUUAUUAAAAUACCUUACAAGUUAUUUUGGAUGGUUAUAUCAUAGAGAAUCAAGAUGUUAAGUAUAAAAACUUAGGAUUUCAAUAAUCAGGAAACUAUACAUUUAUUAAUUAGACUAAUAUUGAGAUUGAAAACAUUUGUGAGAAAGAAAAAUCAGAUACAGAAUCAAUAGAAUCAGGAAUGGCUUAAUUUGAAAUAGGAAUGAUUAAUACAUAGUCAAAUUAAAAACUAUAUCUUACCUUUUAAUAUUGGUUUAUAUGUUAGUAUAUUGAAUUUAAAUCGCCAUAAUAAAUAAAAAUCAAUUUUGUUUCAUCUAUGAUAAUAAUUGCACUAAUUGGAUGUUUUUUUGUGUGGAUUUUUACUAAGAUGGCUAAAAUUAGAUCUUUAAAAAUUGAGAUUGAUCUCAAUAAAUAUCCAUUCUUAAAUAGAUUAAUUGCAAGUUAAUAAUUUUAGUUAGAAGAUCAAAUACUUUAUUUUUAAGGAUUUGUAGUGAAUUGGAUAUUGUAUUUAGUGUAUAUAUUGGCAUCAAUAUUGUUUUAUGUUGUUGUUCAUUUCAUAAGUGCUUGGUAUGAAGUAGUUAUGAUAAUGUGCUUAAUAUUUGCUUUAUUUUGUUGCUGGUUUUUAUUCAAUGAAUUACAAUGCUUUUUAUCUGUUAAUUUAAAAUUGUAAGCAGAAGUAUUUAAAUCAAUAAGAGUAUGUGAUUGCAUAUCCAUUUUUUUAUCAGUUUUAUUUGUAGUUCUCUAUUUAACAUUGGGUUAGGCUUGGUAUAUAUCAAAUUUUAUCACAUUUUGCAUAACUGGAUCUCUGCUUAGAUUAUUUAAGGUUACAAAUUUAAGAGGAGUUACUAUUUUAUACUUAGCCAUAAUGCUUUUUGAUUGCAUAUAUUAUUUUGUUCUUUUGACAAAAGUGUUCUCUGUUAAUUAUCAAAUUGUUGUCUUGUAAGUAAUAAUAAUUUAUUAAUAAAUAAGUACUCCAAUUAUCCAGUGCUUUUUUAGAUUCCUUAAUUUAGAUACAAUUACUUAAAGGUUUGUGUUUGGUUAUCAUUAAUGGAUUUAGUGAUUCCAGGGAUAUCCAUUUCUUAUUUAUAUAGAUUUGAUAGAAACAGAAAUUCUAGAGUUUAUUUUAUAAUAGGAUUAGUGGGUCUCUUUUUUGGGAUAGUAUGUUGGCUAUUAGGUACAUUAUCAUCCUCUAAAAAUGGUAUAUAACUCCCUUAAUCAAUAUUUGUAUACCCAUUGAUAAUAAUAUUUACAUGUCUUUGGGCAAUUAGAUAAGGUGAUUUAAGAAUAAUUUGGUAUGGAUAAUUUUAUGAUAAAUAUGUAAAUAUAAAAUUUAUAUAUAUAGCUAAUGGAUAAUUUUAUAGUUGAAUACAAUCCUGAAACAUCAAAGGCUCAACUUGAAAAAUCUAAUUUAGAAAAAGAAUAAUUAACUUCUUUGAUGAAUGGUCUCAAACUGGAAUAUGAGCUUUGA
This is a messenger RNA of Paramecium pentaurelia, 1656 nucleotides long. NCBI's taxonomy places the organism in Eukaryota, Ciliophora, Oligohymenophorea, Peniculida, Parameciidae. The record is from the annotation of a GenBank genome assembly.